UUCUUGUAUCUCUGUCUGAGAUCGCAGAUUACGUCCCCUAUUCAAUCUACCGAAGAGGAACGAAUCGUGUGAUUGUGUUGAAACACUUAUUUUUUCUCGGCAAAUCUGAGACUGCAUCAUCUGGAAGGGCUACCUAAACAACGAUAUACCUAUAAUAUGAGUGCCGUCGAUAACAUUGACAAUACCACCAGUGAUCUGGAUAGCGAUGUCGAUGAGUACAGCACAAAUGAUGAUCGACCAAUAAAUGAGCAAAAUGGAGUUGAGAAAUUUAGUAAUGACCUAGGCCACGCAACGACUGAGAAGUCAAAUAGUGCAUCAACCAGUAGGACCGAGAUUAAUGAUCGUAACCACAGUGGAAAUAAUGAUAAUACCAUGCAAGUAGAUGCAAGCAUGAAGAUGAUACUUGAGAAGCUCACUCCAUACCUGCAAACUGCAGAAGACAAAACAGUGCUUUUAGAAAGACUCUUCACCUUAGGUAUUAAAACUCUGUCAGACCUAAAAUUCGUCACAAAUAUGGAGAAAGAUUUUUCUGGGGUAAUAAAACCCAUUCAAUGUCGCCGUCUGGAAGCUGAACUGUUAAAAGAGGAUGCAGAUUCGAGUGAAUCUGGCACUCAGAAUGUAUCUAUGUGCCGAGUUAUUGAUGCAAACAAGCUUUUCUCAAAACAGUUUAUGGAAAAAUUAACAGGAUCACAGAGAUUAAGCAAUUCUGAUCGACUAAAAUUUGUUAGGAGAGUGGGGGACGAAGUAUAUGAUAAUAUGCGGCCUGUAACAAAACACACGUGCAUAAGGAUCGCAGCGGGCUUGAUUAAAAACUAUGAAGGAGCUUUAGAUUUUUUGAAGCAUGAUGAAGUAGGGGUUGACUCCUUGGCCACGCAAAUUCAUGCACACGCAUCGUACAUGAAAAAGCUUGAUAAUAAAAGAAAAAGCCUUGUGGAGGAUGAUCCAGAUGAUCCUGCAGAAAAGAAGGCAAGCCGAAAGAGAUUUUCAGUUCGAGAAAAUUUCGGUAUCAAUAAAGAUAUGGACCUGCCCAAUGAACUGCCGGAGGAUGAAACUGUGGAUAGCCAGAUAGAAAAACAAAAACGGAUGCAACAAAUGGCUGAAACUGGGGAAAUUGAUAUGCGACUCGUGAUACAAUUCAUGAUUAAGACAUAUCCCUCGCAACGUGCUUCCAUCGCCCAAGGUCUCAACAUGGAGGAUAUCAUCAAACUCUGGCCGUUUAUUGGCUAUUUCGCCGUUUUGAAACAACAUUUCUUUACUCUUAUCCCAGAGAUUGAACAGGUGAAGGUUGGAGAUAACUUGAACGAAAUCGUUUCAAAAAUGUUGCAAUUUUUGAGGGCAGACAGUAGCAAAACAAGGAAGGGCAAAUUGGGUAUUGCUACAAACAAUAUACUCGAAAUUCUGAAGCGCUUUGAUAAGCAGCAGCCUACUACAGAUUUGCAACGAAUUGCUAUGACUAUGUGUCUUGGUGAAAGGAUGCAGCAAGACAUGACCAAGAUUUUUAUUUUCUUCGAGGAAACUACUAGCUUUGAUGAAAUCCAGGCUUCGUCGAAAUUGCCUGAUAGCGGAAAGCCUAUAGUAGCCGUCCUUGGAUCUGAUCUGAUGAACAACCCGAAGUGCUAUGUCGUCGUCGAAAAGAGAUGUAUCAGCCCUGAAAAGAUCUCCCCAUUCAAAGCUCUCAUGCUGACUUUCAUGGCUUACUUUGUAUUCAAAAUCACCUACCCACAAGAAGUUGGUGGCCUGCUUGAAUUCUUCCAAAGGGCUAUCUACGACAUCAAGGGAGAUGAAACUACAAAGAGUAGUAGCAGGGUGGAAAGAAGAAAGUCAGCAAAAGGAGUGUUGUUCAAAAAUCCACCAAUGAUUUCUCCACAAUUCAAAACGUUAAUGCGGGAUUUUGAUAAUUAUCGGAGCUUGUGGGGUAUUUAGAUUAUAGGGUAUUUUGAGCAUAUAAAUGUAUAUACUCAACAACUACCAAAUAAAUAUAGCAUUCAUAUAGUUUACGUCCUAGGUUAAGCAUGUAAAUCUGUACCUAAACACUACCGAAGAAAAAUAUCAUAAGUUUGAAAUAAAUGUAUCAUUUGCUAUCACUAAUUCAUUUCUAAUGCCAUAAAUUUGUUGAUGCGGGUAGUUCAAAUCACCUAUCACGCAGAUUGAAUUUACCUACACGGGUUGUAAAAUCCACUCUGUUCACCUCGGAGUUAUUUUUACCCUUCAACGAGGAUAAUCUUGAUUUAUGUCCCCACAUACUACGUAAAUUUAUCGACCCAAAAAAAAAAUAAAACUACAUACCCAUGGGUAGGCAUAUUUCUCUACCCAGACU
Neodiprion virginianus is the source of this 2317-nucleotide messenger RNA. RefSeq lists its product as uncharacterized. Bases 157 to 1923 code for a protein of 588 amino acids. The record is from RefSeq and is a predicted model, not a curated record. Lineage: Eukaryota; Metazoa; Arthropoda; Insecta; Hymenoptera; Diprionidae. The transcript is spliced from 8 exons.